GUGAGAAGGAGCAAAACAUUUUGGUUCAUGUUUCAGACCAUUUUCAGCAUCAGCGGGACUGGAUGAGAGUCUCUACUGUUACAGCACACUGUGUGUAAAGCCUGAAACAGUUAUACGGCCAGGAAAGAGGAAGUUACUGUGGGCAGGGGCCGUACACGAGGCUGUAGCUGCGGCCAUGGUUAAACCAGAGGACUCCCACACCGUGGAGAAACCGUGGAAGUGUUGCAACUGCGGGAGUGGCUUCCAUGCCCCAUCUGUCCUGGAGAUUCAUCGGCGAAGUCACACCGGGGAGAGGCCAUUCUCCUGCCCCGAGUGUGGGAAAGGCUUUACCUGCUCCUCCCACCUGCUGGACCACCGCCGAGUUCACACUGGGGAGAAGCCAUUCUCCUGCCCUGAGUGUGGGAAGGGCUUCACCUACUCCUCCCACCUGCUGGCCCACCAGCGCGUCCACGCUGGGGAAAGGCCCUUCCCCUGCUCUGAGUGUGGGAAGACCUUCAGCAAAUCCUCGGACCUGCUGAAGCACCAAAGGGUCCACAGGGAGAGAGGCCAUUCAGCUGCCCUGAGUGCGGGAAGGCCUUCAGUGAUUCCUCUACCCUGCUGAGGCACCAGUGGGUCCACA
Messenger RNA from Hemiscyllium ocellatum (epaulette shark), 619 nucleotides. RefSeq names its product zinc finger protein 239-like. NCBI's taxonomy places the organism in Eukaryota, Metazoa, Chordata, Chondrichthyes, Orectolobiformes, Hemiscylliidae. Bases 176 to 601 code for a protein of 141 amino acids. Gene Ontology annotation, molecular function: DNA-binding transcription factor activity, RNA polymerase II-specific; RNA polymerase II cis-regulatory region sequence-specific DNA binding. The transcript has a single exon. The record is from RefSeq and is a predicted model, not a curated record. Gene Ontology annotation, biological process: central nervous system development; regulation of transcription by RNA polymerase II. Gene Ontology annotation, cellular component: nucleus.